Molecule: messenger RNA, 1245 nt
Organism: Angiostrongylus costaricensis
Lineage: Eukaryota; Metazoa; Nematoda; Chromadorea; Rhabditida; Metastrongylidae
Source: the annotation of a GenBank genome assembly
AUGCAGCGAUUCCUCGUGUUCAAUCUGUUCAUUCUAGCAAUCUGCCAUGCCGAAAUCAAAUCCGUCGACGACCCUCCGCAGCAUUGGCGAGCGAUUCUUGGUGAUAUUUGUCAGCUUCCAUCUUUUCCGCGAGCCACUGGUGAUCCACAUCGAUAUGUGGACUGCGUCCGACAAGAUUCUUUAAUAGGAAACAGGGAAGACCUGGGAAUAUGGUUGCUUCGCGAAUGUCUUCCUGGUUACGAGUUCGUCGCCUGGGCGCGUCGAUGUAUGACAAGCAGAUCCGUGAAAAAGCAACAAGAACUUUGCAAUUCGUAUAACUCAUCCAUCUACCAGUUUUGCCCAUCUGAAACGAAAACUGAGUUCCUGAUCGAGGAGAUCCGAGACGAGCCUCGACAAUGUGAAUGUCCAAACGGCGAGAAUAACUGUGUGUGUCCGAGUCCGGAGAUUCUCGAGCUGGCCCGAUUUCUUUUACAGCCGUUCCAGUUCUCGCACUACCCGUUAUGUCCAUGCCCGGCUAUUGAGCCUGCGUGUGCCUGUGUCACAACAAAUAACCAGGAUGAGAAGGUACAUCGUUUAUUUUUCCCUUCCGAUUUCUCGAGUAGGUCUUCUUUCCUAAGAAUAUACAAAAUCAAAGCAAAACACAUUAAUCUGCAGCACAACUGUCAAACGACAAGCACACAGCAGCAGUACUGUCCGCAGCAACAGCAACAGUCGACUAUCGUGCGACCACAGGCCUGCCCUCUCGUACAACAAGGACUGCAAAGAACUCAGUACCAGGGCAUCUGUUCGUGGAUGGUGGACCCGUUAGCUGCAGAUCCACAAUCGCGAACUCAUUACUUACAAUGCCAACCGGCUCCAAAGAACUUGUUUUGUGGACGAUGGCAGCGCAUGCCCUGCGCUCCUUCGACCGUAUUUGAUGUCCAAGCGCAGGUGUGCGUUUGGGACACACAAACGUCCUUGCCGGGAGCAGUGCCUCCUGCUGGACCGCACGUUCCACCACCUGCUCUACCUCCUCCACAAUGUUCUUGUUUAGGUGGCGUUCUGAUUGGCUCAUGCAAUCAGAACUUUCAAUGCCCAGGACAGUCCGUGUGUCAAGUGGGCCAAAACUACGGAAAACAGGUAAUUAGUACAUACUAUCUUUAUCGAAAGUGUCUUAUUCUAUUUGUCUUCAUAUUACAUUUUCUUUGUUUCGUUUUCGGGAUGUUUGCCGUCCAGAUUACUAAGGUAGCGGUCCUAGAUGUCUAA